Athalia rosae (coleseed sawfly) is the source of this 3403-nucleotide messenger RNA. RefSeq names its product pantothenate kinase 3 (gene fbl). The record is from RefSeq and is a predicted model, not a curated record. NCBI's taxonomy places the organism in Eukaryota, Metazoa, Arthropoda, Insecta, Hymenoptera, Athaliidae. Gene Ontology annotation, biological process: coenzyme A biosynthetic process. The transcript is spliced from 10 exons. Gene Ontology annotation, cellular component: nucleus; cytosol. The coding region runs from base 695 to 1915 and encodes 406 amino acids. Gene Ontology annotation, molecular function: ATP binding; pantothenate kinase activity.
AAUUUACAUUAUCUCCUACGUCAGAACUUUAUUUACAUCUCUAUGUCAAUUUUUACUUCCUUCAAUGAAGUUCAAGGCUAACGAGAAUCUAAUUGUGUUGUAAAUACUUUGUAUCAUAACAGUUAUUUUUGAUGUGUAUCGUUGUACUACAUUCAUAAACUACUUUCCAAAUUCCCCACACAUUGGAACUGAAAUGAGUUAUGGAAACUUUUUCCCAGUUCUGCAUUUUAGUUUUUAGUUUAAUGCUGAAUUCAGUUUUGUAAACUGAAGGUUAUUUCAGGUAAUUUUUUUAGUUAUUUAGAGCUGAAUUCAAGGACAAAAUGAAACGAGAUAAUGUGACUUCCAUAAAUUUUUUACAACUAGUUGGCUAAUUAUGUUAGACGAAUGUAAAUGUACGACUGAUCAUAAUCAUGACUAAUUACAAUUGCAAAUACUAGUUAGUAAAAAGAUAUUUCGGCAUUUUGUCAAAUUGUUUGAAGUGGGGAUUAGAAACACAAUUGUUGGUGGUUUUGACAAGAGAGCACUUCUACUUUGGACGUUGAAUUGAGUAGUACUGUGUUACUGGGUGAAACUGGGCCUAAAACCGUUUUUAAUGCUGGUUGGUGAACCAUUACUACUGGUGAUUUAUCGUAGACUUAGUUAACAAAAGGAUUCACACCUCAGGGGAUCAAAGCGAGCUAUUUGUGUCUUAAUAAUGGCUCCUCACAGUUGUAAAGAUUGCCUGCACGCAAGGAUCAUGGCGUCCAAUGGAUACCCCAGUUCUGGUUCGCCGGUGAAGCCCCUUGUACACCACUCACCACCUUGUGAGUCAGUGAAUUCAAUGCCUUGGUUUGGUAUGGACAUUGGUGGAACCUUGUCUAAGCUAGUGUACUUUGAACCCAAAGACAGAACCAGAGAUGAGGCUGAUGCGGAGGUUGAAACUUUGAAAAAUAUUCGCCGUUAUCUUGUAAAAAAUUCUGCAUAUGGUAAAACUGGACACCGUGAUAUCCAUUUGCAGAUGGAUAAUGUCUGCAUAAGAGGUAGGCGAGGAAGCUUACACUUCAUCAGAUUUCCCACUAGUGAAAUGGGUAAUUUUUUGGCACUUGCCAAAUCGAAAGGAAUGGCUACUUUGGUUACAACAGUUUGUGCAACGGGUGGAGGUGCUUUCAAAUUUGAAGAAAACUUUAAACGUGAGGUCAACAUGAGUUUAGCAAAGUUCGAUGAAUUGGAUAGUAUUAUUAAAGGUAUGUUAUACAUAGAAACAACAAACCCACAUGAAUGCUAUUAUUGGUCAGACCCAACAUGUGAUAUUAGGUGUCGAAAAAUACCUUAUGACUUUUCGGACCCUUAUCCCUUUUUGAUUGUGAAUAUUGGAUCUGGUGUCAGCGUAUUAGCAGUGCAUGGCCCUAACAGUUAUAAAAGAAUAUCGGGAACGAGUUUAGGUGGCGGAACUUUCUUGGGCCUAUGUUGUUUACUGACAGGAUGCAAUACCUUCGAAGAAGCCAUUGAUCUCGCGACGAGUGGAGACAACACGAGAGUAGACAAAUUAGUUAAAGAUAUAUAUGGUGGAGAUUACGAGCGUUUCGGGCUUCCUGGAGAUUUGGUGGCAAGCAGUUUUCUCGGUGUGUACAGUUUUGGGCAGAUGAAUUCCAAGGAACGACGGAACUCGGUUUCAAAGGAAGAUCUUGCACGUGCCACACUUGUCACCAUCACAAACAACAUUGGAUCAAUUGCUCGCAUGUGUGCCGUCAACGAAAAGAUUGAGAGGGUUGUAUUUGUGGGUAAUUUUUUGCGUGUGAAUCCAAUCUCAAUGAAACUCUUAGCCUAUGCUAUGGAUUAUUGGUCAAAGGGGACCAUGAAGGCCUUAUUUUUGGAGCACGAGGGUUACUUUGGCGCGGUUGGGUGUUUACUACAAUUCAAUGGUGAUACGAGUUAGAUAUGAUUUCCGUAUGGCGUCAUUUUAUGAAGCAUUCCGUGGUGAUUCUCUCAAAAAUCAUUACAACUAGUCGCACGUCAAUGAAGAUUAGCAGAUGAUGAUUUCUAUUUAUCGAAUUUAGUUUCAAACUGCAAAAACUAAAGUCAGUAAGCAGAAAUCAGUAUUUCUAAUACUAUUAUUUAUUUUCGUUGUCACUAUUACUUUUUCGGAACUCUACAACAAAUACAUGUGUACAAUACACACGUAUUGAUCGUGUUGCAUAAAAUCCGCAAACUCGGGCACAAAGUUUAUCAAAACACAAAUUCAGUCAACUGACCAAACUGUCUAGUUUAAAUUGCCCUUAGCACUAUCUUGCAGGAUAAGUUUACCUUAUUUGCAAAGUUUUUUAGACUACAUUUUCAAUUUAUUGCUGUUACCACACAAUUUCUAAUACCUAUUGUAAAAAGGAAUGAAAAGCAUCUUUCAUUUAAAGGUCGACAAAUUAUCAAACGAAAUGUAUAUUGAAAUUAGAUGAUUUCCCUGUAAAUUUUUUACUAUAUAUUGACAAUAUUUAAUAAAACUCUGUUACCAAGUACUAUUUUGUUAAGUGGAAAUAGUUGGUCAUGUGUAAUACCACGUAAAUUAAUUUUAUCGCUCUUCUUUAUUUUUAUCAGUUUUGUACAAAUGUGCAAGUUUGGCGGAUUUGCCGUCUUUUGAUUUAGAUUGCAGCACACGAUAUUUUGGUGACAGAAGUUUAAACUAGUUUUCACGGAGUUUUAAGGUAUACUCAGGUAAAUUGCUCCUUUUUAUGGGGGCGUUUUUGUGAAUUGACAACGUGAUGCAGAAAAAUGCAUACAGAACUUAUGGUCAGUUGUUGUAACGAGCAGUAUUUUAAGGCGUGAUCUUACCACGUACCUAUGGAAUUUCCAUUUUGAUAGGUAUUGUUUUGUUAUAACAAAAUGUGUUGCUCGUUACCCUAUGUUUGAAAAACUUAUAAAUAUGGCAAUAACUCUACUUAGGCAGGUAAAAUUUCAGACUAUCUAUCAUUCGUUGGAAUAAAGAUCUGAUAGCAACUUUCUUAUCAUGCAAGUGAUUAUUUCAAUAAUUACAUUGAAUUAAUAAAUUAAUAUAUAUUUAUCGUUUGAACGAUUUAUUUUUCUAGUUGGUAAUUUGGUGAAAUUACUGAAUAUCUUGGUUUUAAAAGUAAUUGUUUUCAUGUUAAUAUUUUAUAUGGUUAUUUGUAGCUGUUACUUAUGUUGUCAUCCAUAUAAGAUGAACUUUACCAGCAAUCCUGUUUCAAAGAGUUUACUUACUCCUCCUGCUUCGGGUUGCGACAUCCUUCAUAUAUUUUACAUUAGUUCAUUAGUUUCUUGGGAUCAGUGAGCUACAUUUUCCAACGUAAGUUACAUUAUGAAUUUAUAAAAGCAUAAUACCCCAUAGAAUUUUCAUAGCCAAUUUAGACAAAUAUAUGAUGCCCCAAGAUUUACAAUAAAGUAUUUACAAAUCCGA